Messenger RNA from Botrytis byssoidea, 816 nucleotides. RefSeq lists its product as uncharacterized. The coding region runs from base 1 to 816 and encodes 271 amino acids. The transcript is spliced from 2 exons. Gene Ontology annotation, molecular function: zinc ion binding; carbonate dehydratase activity. NCBI's taxonomy places the organism in Eukaryota, Fungi, Ascomycota, Leotiomycetes, Helotiales, Sclerotiniaceae. The record is from RefSeq and is a predicted model, not a curated record.
AUGUCAAAAUUCAUUCUCGCAGCAACUCUCUUGUCAGCCGUUAUGGCUUGUCCCGAUCAUGAUCUUUCCAGCCGAUCACUCAUGAAGAGAGCUGAUGGACCUGCUGAUUGGGCAUACGAUGCUGCUUACAACUGGGGAAUGAUUAACGAGAACUACACCACUUGCCAAACUGGCACUCAACAGUCCCCUAUCCAUCUCACCACCAGCACUGGUUACUCAAAAACCCACACUCCAACUUUCAACUACUCAACCUCUACCUCAGGCUCCCUCUACAACUGGGGUUAUGGUCCCGCCUUCUCCCUCACCACCAACGUCACUGAUCUCAGCGGCAACCCAUCCAUGACCUUCGACAACGAAACCGUCUUCCUCAAAGGCUGGCACAUUCACGCCCCAGCAGAUCACACCAUUGAUUCUGCCCGUUCCAAGGCCGAACUCCAUUUCGUGCACGCCACUGCCUCCGGCGCCGAGCGUGCCGUCGUCGCAUUCAUGAUUGAUCCCAUCUCCUUCGGCACCGUGGCAAACUCCACAUUCUUCGACUCCUUCCCAUUAACAUCCAUCCCCUCCUUCUCAGACGCAACGACGCGCAUCCCGCUCGAUCUCGAUCUCAAACAAGCUCUCACAGAAAUCAACAAUGCGAAGGAUUUCUGGACCUACGAGGGAAGUCUCACUUCUCCUCCUUGUACAGAGGGCAUGAGAUGGUUCGUUGCUGGAAAGAAGAUGCUGGUCGGAAUAGAACAGAUGCAGGAGAUUUUGGCAGUGAGUACCUAUAGUGCCCGCAAGGAACAGGGCAUCUGGGGUCACAACAUCAAUGUUUAA